AAGAAAGAGAGCCACCAUACAAAUGUCACGUUUUGGAACUUCUUUUAAGACUGCCAUAGACAGACUCUUCGAAGCACAUUCGUUUCAAGAUUCCAUUUCGCUUCAUUUCGGGUAGUUUACUGAUUUCACAUUUCAGAUUUCAGAUUUGUUCUUCCACACCUUUGAGAACGAUGACGGCGUCUGCUAGUGAUAUUUCAGAGAACGGCAAAGCUACAAUUGUAGCACUUGCUCCACUCGAAGCAGUAUUAUUUGAUGUUGAUGGAACUCUUUGUGAUUCAGAUCCAAUCCACCACAUUGCUUUUCAAGAAAUGCUUCAAGAGAUCGGUUUCAAUGGUGGGGUUCCAAUAGACGAAGAUUUCUUUAUUAAGACCAUUGCUGGAAAACAUAACGAUGACAUUGCAGCUGCCCUUUUCCCUGAUGAUAUCCAAAAGGGAUUAAAAUUCUGUGAAGACAAAGAGGCUUAUUUUAGGAAAUUGGUGAAGGAAAAAGUGGAGCCUAUAAAGGGUUUAUACAAAUUAACAAAAUGGAUUGAAGAUCAUGGGUUGAAAAGAGCAGCUGUUACUAAUGCCCCAAGGCCAAAUGCUGAGCUCAUGAUUUCAACUCUUGGUCUUACUGAUUUCUUCCAUUGUCUUAUCAUUGGUGAUGAAUGUGAGCACCCAAAACCAGCACCUGAUCCUUACUUAAAAGCUCUUCAACUUCUCAAUGUAUCAAAAGCCCAUACUUUCAUCUGUGAGGACUCGGUUUCUGGGAUAAAAGCUGGUGUGGCAGCUGGAAUGCCAGUUGUCGGGUUAUCAACUAGAAAUCCUGAACACAUGCUCAUGACUGCAAACCCGACACUUCUCAUCAAAAAUUAUGAAGAUCCGCAAUUAUGGGCAGCUUUAGAAGAAAUCGAUAAAAAGAAGACAAGUGUCGCUUAAAACAUUAAUCAUAAAAAAAACAUUCGUAUAUCUAGAAUCAAACAACAUCAUUGUUCGCCUUAUUCGUAAUAAUCCCAAACUUUUCCCUUAAAAAAAUACCAAUUCGUGUAUUUUACAAAUUGUAUGAGGAGGGCAUUUACGUCUUUUACAUAGACGAGAAAUCAACAGCGAGAGGCGAGUCUGUUUUUUUUUAUUGGUGGACAAAUAAGUGCAAGUUUUGUCUCAUUGACAUCAGGUUAGGUUGGGGUGGCCCUGACAUACUGACAUUGACAUACACUGAUAAAUGCAAAACAACUUGUUUUGUCUUAAUAGCAAAAAAAAAUGUUAAUGACCGUUGAUUAGCACCAACUUGACGAUAAUUCUAAACUUUUGCCUUAAAAAAGACGGAAUCGGGUUGGUAUAGUUAUGUUUGCUUCUAUAUUUUUAGAUAUAAUGGUCGUAUGAUGAGGAUAUUUACGUUUUUUUUGCACAGACAAGAGAUCAAUAAUGGUUUUUUUUUUUUGUCCCGUGCUGUUUUAUUUUUUUUAUGGACGAAAGUUGCAAAUUUUGUAUCAUUUACAUGGUCUUGAUGACAAAUACAUAGUUGUUAAGUAUAAGUUUGGGUCAUUUCUUGUUUUAAAGAAAAGAAAUGAGAAUUUAAUUUAGUCUUUUCUAUGUAAAAAAAAAAA
Molecule: messenger RNA, 1585 nt
Organism: Lactuca saligna
Lineage: Eukaryota; Viridiplantae; Streptophyta; Magnoliopsida; Asterales; Asteraceae
Source: the annotation of a GenBank genome assembly